GGAGGAGGAGGAGGAGGAAGAGGAGGCCGACCAACAAGAUGGCCCCUGCUGCAGGAGCAGCCUCAGCAGCAGCAGGUGGGAGGCCGGAGGCGGCGCUGGCGGUGGCGGCGGCGGCCGUGGCCCGGCGUCCUGGGACAGAGUCAGAGUCGACGGUGGCGGCGGCGGCUGUGACGGCUGCCGCAGCAGUGGCGACGGCCGCGGGGACUCGGAGCUGAGAGGAGCUGCUGCUCGGACCAGCGCGGUUAUAUUUCACACUAUGUGCUGACUGUAUCUACAGAAGAUAUUUAAAAAAAAAAAAAAACUUUUUUCAAAGAUUUUGAUUCCAGUGGAAUCUUUGCUUUAGAUUAUUGUGUGUGUGUGUGUGUCAGUGGAUUGUAACUCCAGUAACAAUGCCUGUACAAGCUCCACAAUGGACGGAUUUCCUCUCCUGCCCAAUUUGCACUCAGACUUUCGAUGAAACAAUUCGAAAGCCCAUCAGUUUGGGUUGUGGCCAUACUGUCUGCAAGAUGUGCCUGAAUAAACUCCACCGCAAGGCUUGCCCCUUUGACCAGACCACUAUCAAUACAGACAUUGAGCUCCUUCCCGUGAACUCAGCAUUGCUGCAGCUAGUGGGUGCUCAGGUCCCUGAGCAGCAGCCCAUUACUUUGUGUAGUGGGGUUGAAGAUACAAAGCAUUAUGAGGAAGCCAAGAAAUGUGUAGAAGAAUUAGCAUUGUACCUGAAACCACUCAGCAGUGCUAGAGGAGUGGGUCUGAAUAGCACUACUCAGAGUGUUCUGAGUCGCCCAAUGCAGAGGAAGCUGGUGACUCUGGUCCACUGCCAACUAGUGGAAGAAGAAGGCAGGAUUCGUGCUAUGAGAGCAGCUCGAUCUUUAGGUGAACGAACAGUUACAGAGCUCAUUCUUCAGCACCAGAAUCCUCAGCAACUCUCCUCUAAUCUUUGGGCAGCAGUUAGGGCUAGGGGCUGCCAGUUCCUUGGACCAGCAAUGCAGGAGGAAGCUUUAAAGCUGGUUCUCCUGGCCUUGGAAGAUGGUUCUGCUUUGUCAAGAAAAGUAUUGGUUCUCUUUGUGGUGCAAAGGUUGGAGCCGCGGUUUCCUCAGGCCUCUAAAACUAGCAUUGGGCAUGUUGUCCAGCUCCUUUAUAGAGCUUCCUGCUUCAAGGUCACCAAACGUGAUGAAGACUCUUCUUUGAUGCAGCUAAAAGAAGAAUUUAGAACCUACGAAGCUUUGCGGCGAGAACAUGACUCCCAGAUAGUGCAAAUUGCCAUGGAAGCAGGCUUACGAAUUGCACCAGACCAAUGGUCCUCUUUACUUUAUGGAGACCAGUCUCACAAGUCUCAUAUGCAGUCAAUUAUUGACAAGUUGCAGACCCCAGCCUCUUUUGCACAAAGUGUUCAGGAACUAACAAUUGCUCUCCAGCGAACUGGAGAUCCAGCAAAUUUGAACCGACUAAGACCCCAUUUGGAGCUAUUGGCAAACAUUGACCCUAGUCCAGAUGCUCCUCCUCCUACUUGGGAGCAGCUAGAAAAUGGGCUGGUUGCUGUGCGGACUGUGGUACAUGGGCUUGUAGACUAUAUCCAGAACCAUAGCAAAAAGGGAGCAGAUCAACAGCAGCCUCCACAGCAUAGCAAAUAUAAAACAUACAUGUGUCGAGAUAUGAAGCAGAGAGGAGGAUGCCCUCGUGGGGCCAGCUGUACAUUUGCACACUCACAGGAGGAACUGGAGAAGUUUCGUAAAAUGAACAAACGCCUAGUUCCCAGAAGACCCCUGAGUGCCUCUUUGGGUCAGCUUAAUGAGGUGGGCCUGCCUUCAGCAGCUGUCCUUCCAGAUGAAGGUGCAGUGGAUCUGCCUAGCAGAAAAACCCCUGCUCUGCCAAAUGGAAUUGUAUCAGCAGGGAAUACGGUAACACAGCUGAUUCCCCGAGGGACAGACGCCACCUACGAUUCUAGCCUCAAGCCAGGAAAGAUAGAUCAUCUGAGCAGUAGUGCCCCUGGAUCCCCUCCUGACCUGCUAGAAUCUGUCCCUAAGAGUAUUUCUGCCUUACCUGUGAAUCCACAUCCUGUACCUCCAAGGGGGCCGACAGACUUGCCUCCUAUGCCUGUCACCAAACCACUUCAGAUGGUACCACGAGGUUCUCAGUUAUAUCCAGCACAACAGGCAGAUGUUUAUUAUCAGGAUCCUCGAGGAGCUGCGCCACCAUUUGAACCAGCACCUUAUCAGCAGGGUAUGUACUAUACUACACCACCACAGUGUGUAUCUCGCUUUGUCAGACCUCCACCAUCUGCUCCUGAACCUGGUCCUCCCUACUUGGAUCAUUAUCCAGCCUAUCUCCAAGAUCGUGUAGUAAACUCUCAGUAUGGCACACAGCCACAACAAUACCCGCCUGUGUACCCACCACACUAUGAUGGCCGCCGAGUAUACCCCGCUCAGUCUUACACAAGAGAGGAGAUUUUCCGAGAAAGUCCUAUACCCAUUGAGAUUCCACCUACAGCAGUACCAUCCUAUGUACCAGAAUCCAGAGAAAGAUACCAGCAGAUGGAGGGUUACUAUCCAGUGGCUCCUCAUCCAACUCAGAUCAGACCUUCGUACAUGAGAGACCCUCCUUAUAGCCGGCUUCCUCCUCCUCCUCAGCCCCAUCCUAGUCUAGAUGAGCUACAUCGCAGACGAAAGGAAAUAAUGGCCCAGCUAGAGGAAAGGAAGGUUAUCUCUCCACCUCCUUUUGCACCUUCACCAACAUUGCCUCCUACCUUUCAUCAAGAGGAAUUUUUGGAUGAAGACUUGAAGGUAGCUGGGAAAUACAAAGGAAAUGAUUAUAGCCAGUAUUCUCCCUGGUCAUGUGACACCAUCGGCUCCUACAUUGGAACCAAAGAUGCAAAACCCAAAGAUGUGGUGGCUGCAGGGAGUGUGGAAAUGAUGAGCUGUGGAAAUAAUGUUAGAGAUCUAAGUGUGGGGUGGAUUUCUCAUUUUACUUUUUACCAGAAUGUGGAGAGUAAAGGAAUGAGAGAUCAACGACUGGAUCUUCAGAGAAGAGCUGCAGAAACCAGUGAUGAUGACCUUAUCCCAUUUGGAGACCGACCAACUGUAUCACGGUUUGGUGCCAUCUCUAGAACCUCCAAAACAAUAUAUCAGGGUGCUGGUCCAAUGCAGGCUAUGGCACCUCAGGGAGCUCCCACAAAACCUAUUAAUAUUUCAGAUUAUAGUCCAUAUGGAACCCACGGUGGCUGGGGAGGUUCUCCAUAUUCACCUCAUCAAAACAUACCUUCUCAGGGACACUUCAGUGAGAGGGAGAGACUGUCCAUGUCAGAAGUGGCCAGUCAUGGAAAACCCCUUCCAUCUGCUGAGAGGGAACAGCUACGACUGGAAUUGCAACAACUAAACCAUCAGAUCAGCCAACAGACUCAGCUCCGUGGACUAGAGGCUGUUAGUAACAGGCUGGUGUUGCAGAGGGAGGUGAACACCCUGGCAGGCCAGUCACAACCCCCACCACCACCUCCAAAAUGGCCUGGAAUGAUUUCAAGUGAGCAGUUGAGCUUGGAACUGCACCAGGUGGAAAGGGAAAUCGGGAAGAGAACCCGGGAACUGAGUAUGGAGAACCAGUGUUCUCUGGACAUGAAAAGCAAAUUGAAUACAAGUAAGCAAGCCGAAAACGGACAACCAGAACCACAAAAUAAGGUUCCAGCUGAGGACCUUACAUUGACAUUCAGUGAUGUACCAAAUGGCUCAGCGUUGACACAAGAAAAUAUCAGCCUCCUGUCAAACAAGACCAGCUCUCUGAACCUGUCAGAGGACCCCGAGGGAGGAGGUGACAACAAUGACUCCCAGAGAGCGGGAGUCACACCCACUUCUGCUCCCUAAAUUAUGAAGAGUCCAACUUUUAUCUUUUGCUCCUGAUCAAUUUGUGGGGCAUAGGGGUAGGAGAACAGAUAACUUCUAAACUUUUUCUCUGAGAGUGGUCAGAGAAAUCCAGGAAAAGUACCGGAGGCAAUGUGCACAAACACCACUACUAAAAACAAACCCUGCACAUAGUUCACAUUAAUGCAUUUUUUAAUUUAAAAAAAAGGAAAAAGAAAAAGAAAAUUAGCAGUAUCUGCAAGCAAUUCAGAUUAAAUUUGUUUUUGUUCUGUGAAUGAACUUUAUUUUAAUAACUUUGGACGCCUUGGAUCCAGGGCUUUAAAAAAAAAAGAAGAUAUUAUAUAUACACUCUGUUUGAUUAAUUGUAUGAUCUUAAUGAAGUAGGUUUUUCUUGUAUUUUGGUAUUAUUACAUACCCAGUGUAUAAUUCCUUUCCCCCAAUCCUUUCCAACUUUCACAAACCCCAUAAAUUAAAACAGAUAGAAAGCACCACACUGUCUUGAGAAUUCUGUGGUGCUUGAGAAACAAAAAGACAGUAGUAGACUAGUUAUUAGAAAAUGUGCAGCAAACCAGCUUUUCUAAGAGCUAUUACUUGAAAGUCAUAAUUUUCUUUCCCUUUCUGGUAACUGGCUUCAUGUGUAUGUUUUUCAUAUAGCACUAAAACUUUUUGUUGUUCAGGAGGGAUUUGUUUCUUGUUUUUGUUUUUAUUUCAGCUUUUUCAGAGAGAUAAUUACCAAUUAAUUUUUGAAGUCCUCAUUUCCAUAUUAUGGAUCCAUUUCAUUCUCUUAAUGUAAUCAGAAAGCGAGACCAAUACUGUAGGCUGUUUGAUUAGAUAUUUAAAUGGAGAUCAUUUUAAGAAUGAACUGUAAUUUAUUAGUACUGAAAAUACGUGGUUGGUAUAUUACCUGUAUUGAGCUGAUGGUUGGAAAUUUGGAGCUGUGCUUUUUCAAAUUAAACUUGCUAAAAUCAUAAAAUGUAUUAAAAAAAACACAGGAAAAUCAACCAUGUUUUAAAACUGCAACACUUGAAGUGAAAAUGAACAGUCAUAUUAUUUCAGUGGAUGUUUUUGUUUUGUUGUACUGUCAAAACCCAAAAGUAUAAAAUAAAAUGAAAGCCCCUGGCUUUCAAAUAGAUUUGGCAAAUACAGACUGCCCAGAUCUUAAGGAUACUUUAUGAAUUGACUAGUUGUUGUUCAGAAUCAUUGGCACCAGUAGGUAGUAAGUACCUAAAAGUCAGUUUUCAUAGACUUGACUUUACAAUAGUGAAGAGAUGCUUCAUGAAAAUGUUGAAAAGAAUAAGGAAUUUUUUUAAAUUUAUUUCUGCUGCACAUAUUCUGAUGCCAUGUGUCUAUACUGAACUAAGACCUUAUAAAACGUUUUUGUGGGAUUAUUUGAUAUAGUCACCUUCCCAUCCCUCUUUUUGCCUGAUUUUUAAGAAAUUUUCCUUUCUGGAUUAUACUACUAAAACAGAAAGCACUGGUUAUGUAAUAAGUUACUGCAUUGCUUUGGUUGGGUAAAAGCAAGAGUUUGUAUUUUUCUUGUUUCUUAUUUUCUUAACCCUUAACUCCUGCUGAGGUCAUAACAACCUCAGUGUAAGCUCUGUGUCCAUCGUACUGUUAACUGAAACAAAUGGGGGGAGGGGGGAGGGAAAUACAGUCCUGCCAUUGCCUACCAGUAGGAGAGUCCAAACAGAACACUCUUUUGAGUAGCGAUUAUUUAAUUUGCCCAGUCAAGGCACCAUGUUUAUAUACUAUUUCACAUUGAAUUUGAUUAUGCCCUACAGACCUGGCUGGUCAAGGAUUUGAUAUACACAUAUUGGCUUGGGAUUCGAGCUUUCUUUUUUAUUUAAAUAAAAAUUUAUAUAUAUUAUAUAUAUACAUAUAUACAUAGCUAUAUCUGUAUAUAUAUUGGAUAUGUUUUAAGGAUUUUUUCGCAUGAGCGCAGCUGUUGCGAUAAAAUGACUGAUUGGGAGGUAGAAGCACUGAAUGAAGAUGAGGCAUUUUUUCAGUUGAUACCAUAUUUUCCUUUCUUAAAAAUACACACUUGCUUUUUUUGCUUUUUUGUUUGUUUUCUUUUUUCCUUAAAACCCUCUUAUAUGUAAGUGCUUAUUGUUUUUUGGGAGAAGGAGAGAAACUUGGUAUGUCUGACAGAGUCCCAAGAUUUUUUAUUUUUUUGUAUAACUAUAAAAGGCAACAUUCUUGGCCUCCAACCUUCUGUAGGCAGAUUUGGGCAGAUCUUAUUUCUCCUUUGGACAUAUUAGAUAAUUCCUAAAUUUUAGAAGCAGUUGGUUCAAUUUGGAACUCAGAAUGAUUCUGGUAUUAGAAGGGAAUUUAUGGGUAUUUUGUUGAAGUUCAGAAUAAAAGUAAAAUUCUAUUUUGGAUAUCCAUUGAAACAUCUAAUAAGUCAACUUCUGUUAUUCUUGUUUUUAUAUCCUCCAGAUACACUCCUUGCUUUCACCAUUUUGAUUUUGUAAGCUAGGCAGGAAUAGUUGUUAACUCAUAUAGUAUUCCUAUUCUGAAUAAAACCAGAAAAACCACUGUUUUGAAUUGACUUAAAAUAAUCCCUUUCACUUUUUAAGUUAAUUUCAUCGGGGAUCGGGGUGGGGACAGAUCUCUUACAUUGUAGCCUUAAUUCUAGCUGUACCUCAGUAAGGCCCCACACACUCUAGAGGAACUCUGGUUGGGUAGAAAGGCAGAAGAAUGAUAUCCUAUCCCAUUGUGCCUAUAACUUACCUAUUUUAAAUUAGUCAUUCUGCCUUAUCUCAUGGAAAUUCUUAUAACUUUCCUAGUAGACAUAAGCAGUUUUAGGAAUUAAAACCUCCAAAGUUUGGAUUUUUUUCCCCCCUUUUCUCUGUGAUACACUUUGUGAAAUGAUGAAACAAUAAGGGUAAGUGACCUUUUUGGGCAAAACUGCUUGACUUUUUUUUUUUUAACUGCUUGACUAUUCAGCAGCUUUUUUUGGUCAAAACCUGUGAAAGGCAUUGAUUUUUUUUUUUUUUGGCUUUUAAAAUGUAUGCCUUUAGAGACUUAACAGUUAAGAGAUGAAAUCAGUCAGAUAGGAAAUAACAGUUUUUAUGCUUUCUACUUAGUAAGUAAAAUACUAAUUUCUUCUGGAGAUGACUUUAUUUGCUUUUCACUGAAUUCAGAAGCAAGACUGACAUCACAGAUGAACAUGAGCAAUUCUGAGAGGGUUAAGGUAGGAGUAUAAUAAGCAUUAUGUUCACUCUUGUUUAGAUAACAAAACCAGAAUCUUAUUAUAGUUAGGAAUAUAAAAGUACUUUGACUUACUUUUUCCAAGGUAUCUCUGGAAAGGAGUAGAAGAACUGAGAAUAAGAUAUCUACACGCAGUUUCCUAACAUACAUGGUUCUUUUGCCUUAUAGAUACUGUCACAAGAUAAGUCCAAUAGCUGUCCUGUCUUGGGUGAUUUACAGAAGCUAAAGUGACCAAAGAUCCAUUCCUUUUUACUUUUGUAAUCAAAAGAACAGUUAGUUAUAGCAUAGGUUUCUAGUAAUAGUAUUCACGUGAUAAGACACUUAUUUCUAAUGCCAGCUACAAAUAUCCAAAUACUCAGAAUAUAUAAAAAAUUAUUUGGUAUUGCAUUAAUGUGGCUGAUUCCCUUCUCUCAUCUUAUUUCCCUUCCCUUCUCCUAGACUUUCCUGUGUAUUUAUUCUUUUGCCUAAAAGACAUAAAGUUGGUAUGAUUCUUAUUUGUUACCAUGAAUAUGUAACUCCAUCAGACUUUCCAUAGGUCUUCAGGGUUAAAGCUCAAAGUUUUUUUUCCUGGCCCUUUUCUAUCUUGCAAAUUCCCCUUGACUUACCUACUGCCCUCCCCAAUCUGCAACAGUGACAGUUUGCUGCCUCAAAACAGAGCAUUCAAAUGAAUUCGCUUAGCCAAUAACUUCUGUGAAGUUGCCUUUUCUAAUGGUGUUAUUACUCAGUGAUGCACAAAUGUGGUAUUUGCCCUACUGGUAGGCAAACAAAGGUCUGGUUAAGAAUGGUAACCUGCUGUUUUCUUUAAAGGAGAGCCAAAGACUUGUGCUUUACUCUGUUUUGGUUUUGGGGGAAAUAGCCAUUUUGAUUGUGAAACCUUUUAGUAUUUGUGAGUUGAUUGUAUUGUGUAAGUAGAUUUAUCUGAGGUUAACUGUUAACAGUAGCUGGCCUUAUAAAAUGUAAAAGUAAUGAAAAUUCACCAGUUUCUCUAAACCAGUGAAUGUCAUCUUUUACAACAUUGUGUGUAAGCAGUACCCCCGUUUUUUAAGAUUAUCUUGUCAAUGAUAGCAUCUUGUGUGUUUUGGUUUUUAACUUGUGUCGGAAGGACAAUCUAUAUCACUAUGGUCAAGCUAUGAGACUGGGUAAAAGAAUUCAUGAGCAUGUGACUGGUGAGAAAUAAACUAUAGUCACUGCAUGUAAGAUUAUAUUCAGAUUUGGAGAAAAACAGAUUCUUUUCACUAAAAAGUAUUUGAUUGCUUUUAAAUACACAUGGUGAUGGGUGGAGGUCUUACCAUCUUUUUUCCACUUUGUUUUUGCUCAUUUUAAAGAAUUGAGUAAAGGUUUUGUAAUAUAAAAUCUACCUGUAAAAAGCACCUGUAAUGAUACAUAUUUUAUUAAAAGGAAAGACCCAGUUACUUUUGAGGAAAAAUUAAUAACCUGCCUGGAAAUUAACUGCAGCGUUUACUUAGAUUUGUCCCCUAAAAGAGCCUGAUUGUGUUUAUUUUUUAGUUGGUGAUACCUGGUGAUAGUGUUGCAAGAUGAUCUCUUCCCUGAAAAAUCAGCCUGUCCUUUUAGAAAAAAAAUAGAGCAAUUAAACUAAAGCAGAUUUCACUUUCAACAUUAGGGACUGAACAAGCAAACAGUUUACUGCUGUCAUCAUUUUACUCAUUUUGCUGGUCCUCAUUCAUACCUUUCUACCUUGGACAGCUAUGACUUUUAUAUUUAUUUGUUGCUUCAGCUCAGCUUUAUGAAAUUUUCCUGCUGAAAGGACUUAUUGGGAGUUGUAGGUGGAUUGCAGUUAAUAUUUUAUUAAAUUCUUAAUUCAACUUUUCUGAGCCAUUUGAAAAAGAAAGCUGUUUUUGUGAAAAGGUACUGUUAAUUAUAGUAAAUACCAACUUAAGAUUUGGUUUUUAAGGUUUUAUUGCUUUGACUGGUAAAGAUGUUUUCAUAUAUAACAGAUUCUAAUUGAAAAGUAAUACUACUAUGAUGUUAAUAAAUAAUAGGACACUGCCACCACCAGGAAAAAGUAACACCUUUUAAUAAUAAAUGUGUUCCCAAUAGGUGGGUUUUCAAUACUGCACUGAACAAAGUGGGAAGAGCCCUUUGAAAUCCUAUUGUGAUAAAGGGACUUAACCUCACCACUGGAAUCCUUGUUUUCAGAGCCUCUGAAUUUUCAGCCAAACACUGAAUUUACUUUAAAUUUUAUUCCUGAACAGAACAUCCCUAGAGUAAUAACCUUUAUUUUCACAAGAAAAUAAGGCACAAUAACCCAAGAGAGAGAAGUUAAGCCUCAAGAUAAUAUUGUGUCCAAAAGUGUGUAUUUAGGAAAGUCAAAUCCUGUGGAAUUAGUAUAUUAUAUACUAGAUAAGGUGACUUAUUUUCUUGUACUGAGGUCUCUCUGUUUCUGGUUGUUUUUGUUUUGUUUUGUUUUGUUGUUUUUAACUCUUGAGUAGACAGAGCUCACAAGUCUUUGGCAUCCAUUUUAGGUUGUACACUCAGAGUCAUCUUGUAACUGGAAACUGUCAGACAGCCCCUACCCCCCACCCCAGCCAGUGCAUAAAAGGGUCAAGAAAAGGAUAGAAAGAAACUACUGGAUAAUUGGUUGCCUGCUUGUUGUUGGGUUUUGGUUUGGGGGUGUGGGGGUGGGUUGCCUGUUUUUUUUUUUUUAAUCACCAUUUAUAGUGUAAUCAUUGAUUGGCUGCCAUUCUUACCAUAAUAUCUAAACAACCCUGUAAAAUAUUCCUCUGAUUUAAAGGUAUUUUAAGCUUUUGUUUAUCAUUUUUACAUCCUCUGUUCAACGAAGGCACUGUCCUGAGAGCUACUUUUUCCAGGUGUAUUGUUGCCCACAUUUUCAUUACCACACCCCACAUCCCAGCCCCCUUCAUCCUUUCUCUUCUCACCUCCUGGAAAUGAAAGGAACUUGAGGGGGAUUUUUUUUUUUCCCAUUUUAUUCACUGAUCCAGAGGCCUUGUUGUCUUACUUUAUGAUGUUACUAUAACUUUUUGGAACAAGAGCAAUGGAAAAAGUGAAUUAAGAUGAUGAACAAAAUCUUUUACCCACUGAAGCAUUUUCCAGUUGUGAGAUUCCUCUUUGUGUGUGGUCUCUUCCCUUGUUACCCCUGCUACCCUUUUCCCCUGACUAUGGUCAAUUUGGUCUUUAGGCUUAUACCAGUCUCCCCGAGACAUUCUGCAGUCAUUAUCACCUUUUUGGGUGGAUUUUAUUUUGUUUUAUUUUGGGUUUUUUUGUUUUUUGUUUUUUUUAAAAAAACUUUUUAACAUUGAUGCAUAUUUGCUUGGGAUAGAGCUUGUGUAAUUUACCAAUCGUAUUGAUUGUAUGUGAUUGUGCCCUGCAGAGGUAUAUUUAACAAGACAAAAAUAAUUUAGGUUAAUAAAGGAGCCCAUGAGAUUUGAGUCAGGUUAUAAAUUACUUCAUGAAAUCACUUAGUUUUGGAUAGUGAGAAUUUAUAUCUCCUAUUCUUACAAAUCAGUGCUAGAUAAAAUACCAUUUUUAAAAAGUUCUCUUGCAUUCCUAUUUUUUUCCUUGCCUCAGCUCCCUGUUUUUUCUUGCCUGUCUCCACCCACCUGUUCAGAAAUAAAAAUAUUGAGUCUUAAAUGACAGCUGAUUUUUAAAUUGCUAAAGUUUGUGAAAUUAUACUUUUUCCAAGUGUUUUCAACUUUUUUUUUUGAAUGAAGACAAAUGGGUUGAAAUUUCACAAACUGUGAAUAAUUCUUUAGAUUCUGGCAAACUGUGAAAUCUUAUUUGAAGACUUUAUCUCUUGAAAGUUCUUUUGGAAUAGGAAAAAGAACCCUGUUUGAAAUGGACCAUUUUCUUCUUUUUUUAAUGUGUUUGUAUAUCCAAUUUUUAAACAGCCUUCAAAACAAGUGAGGUGGAAAUAAAGAGUAAUAGGAAGAUGUUUAGGGCAGCAGAAUUCUGGGUCUGAAUAAGUACAUGUUAUACUUGUCAGGUUUUUAAAAGGAUUAACGCCAUCUUUUUCAAUUUUGUAUUAUUUGUGUGCAUGUUGUUUAUAUCAAAGAUGCCACAUUUUGUUAAAAUCCUAUUUCCUUUCUUUAUUACCUUGGAAACUGACUCAGCCUCAUGUUGCUCCUAACUAGUGUUUAAAGCUCCCAAGAGUUGCAGAUAAAAGGGUUAUUUUAACAAGUAGAAGGAGGUGAUUCACCUUUUGGUUUGUAAAUAUCUGGUCUUUAUCUGCUUUCUGUCAGCAUUUAUAUUAAAUGAUAAAUUAAUGAGGAGAAA
Messenger RNA from Callorhinus ursinus (northern fur seal), 11309 nucleotides. It is a transcript of the gene RC3H1, whose product is annotated as ring finger and CCCH-type domains 1. Gene Ontology annotation, biological process: protein polyubiquitination; ubiquitin-dependent protein catabolic process; nuclear-transcribed mRNA catabolic process, deadenylation-dependent decay. NCBI's taxonomy places the organism in Eukaryota, Metazoa, Chordata, Mammalia, Carnivora, Otariidae. Gene Ontology annotation, molecular function: ubiquitin protein ligase activity; double-stranded RNA binding; mRNA binding. The record is from RefSeq and is a predicted model, not a curated record. Gene Ontology annotation, cellular component: cytoplasmic stress granule.